This is a messenger RNA of Epinephelus fuscoguttatus (brown-marbled grouper), 1070 nucleotides long. RefSeq lists its product as uncharacterized. The record is from RefSeq and is a predicted model, not a curated record. NCBI's taxonomy places the organism in Eukaryota, Metazoa, Chordata, Actinopteri, Perciformes, Serranidae. The coding region runs from base 43 to 915 and encodes 290 amino acids. The transcript is spliced from 6 exons.
CUUAAACAGUCACGAAGAACACCACUGUGAAGGAGAAAAACAAUGAUUUCUAUCUACAUGAUCAUCGCUCUGGCAACAACAGCUCUGGCUAAAGGAUCUAUCGAAUGCAACUUCAUUGAGCCUGCUGGAGCUCAGCUGUGUUUUGGAGCAGUGGGACAGCUGUUGAUUUUCCAUCUGCCAAAUACAGCAAAUACAGAUAUUUGGCUGAAAAAGGAUAAUGAACAUACAAUUUUUAAGAAAGUCAAAAACAAGACAGUGACUCCUCAUGAAGAAUUUCUGAAUCAGCCUAAAGUCUUCCCUAAUGGAACAAUGAAACUAGGAAAUGCAAUGAAGAGACACACUGGAGACUAUGUCUUGGAAGUAUUUGGAUCUAAUGGGGUCUUACUGAAAAAAGUGAAAAUGCAUCUGGAACUACAAGCUCCAGUGUCCAAGCCAGCUGUGUCUCAGAAGUGUUUGUCACCAGAGCAGAUGAACAUCAGCUGCUCCUCUGAGGGAGAUGAAGCAGAGUUCAUUCUGACUUUGGAUGGUUACUCACUGAUUCAGACCAGAGCUCAAUGCCAGUCCCAGAGCAGCUCAACAGAAAAUGCACAGUCAAAGGCGAGGAGUAAAACUGAACAAGACAAACCCACAUUUUCGAAUGUUACCAUCAGCUUACACGGUCAGCUGACAGGAAACGUGAUGUGUCGUGUUUGGAACAACGUCAGCAGAGAUGAAACACUUCUUCAUCUGACAGGCUGCACAGCUUUCCUAUCUCACUCCCCUCUUGUUGUGGCUGUGAGAGCCGGUGUUAUCGCUCUACUUCUUUUGGCUUUGUGUCUUGGUAUCUGCCAUGUACAUAAGAAAACAAGACCCAAGACUGUGAAUGAAGGUGUCUCCAAAAGAUGGCAUUCUCUCCUGAGCUGUUACAAGACAUAGCAUGAUCAUCAUAUAAAUCAUCAUGCAACAGCACUUGCCUAAAUUCUCUAAAAACAGCAAUAAACUAAACCCUUUUAAAUAUACAUAUAUUUAUAUAUCCUUUCUGUGACAAAUAAAUACACUCUUAUUCAUUAUAACUGUUCUCCUGUUAAAUU